This is a messenger RNA of Protobothrops mucrosquamatus (brown spotted pit viper), 2325 nucleotides long. Its product is annotated as vomeronasal type-2 receptor 26-like. The coding region runs from base 1 to 2325 and encodes 774 amino acids. The record is from RefSeq and is a predicted model, not a curated record. Gene Ontology annotation, biological process: G protein-coupled receptor signaling pathway. Gene Ontology annotation, cellular component: membrane. Gene Ontology annotation, molecular function: G protein-coupled receptor activity. The transcript has 6 exons. NCBI's taxonomy places the organism in Eukaryota, Metazoa, Chordata, Lepidosauria, Squamata, Viperidae.
AUGGUGGAAAACUCAAAGAAAUGCCAAUCCUUUUACAGAGUGGAGGUGUUUUUAGAAAAGACAAACCUGGUUGUCACAGAUGAAACAGGUUUUGGAAAGGAAAAUCAAGCUGCCAAAGCAACUUUAGAGAUUAUGAUACGCAAGAACUACCAGCUGUUUCUGGCCUUGGUAUUUGCAGUAACAAAGAUCAACAAGGAUUUGCUUCUCCUCCCCAACAUCACACUCGGCUUCCAUAUCUAUGACAACAGACACACUUUUAGGAGGAUUUCGUGGAACAGCCUCUCCCUGCUCUCCACACGAGGCCAAAUGGUUCCAGAUUACAAGUGUGACAAGCAGGACACUCUGCUCUCUGUCAUUGGAGAUCUCACCACCAAAUCCUCAAGGCAAAUGGCCUCCAUCUUCAGCAUCUUCAAGAUCCCACAGUGGAACUGGGUUGGGCUUGUGGCCCCUGAAGAUGACAGUGGUGAUUAUUUCAUCUCAACUCUAAUGCCAAUAUUGAAGGAGAAGGAGAUCUGCCCAGCCUUCACUAAAAUGUUGAAUAUUGGUGAUAUUGUUAAUACGUUACUACGCUUAAUAGCUUUUUUCGAAAUGUGGUUUGAAAUUGAAGUAAUUAUUUUGUUUGGAGACUCCAGUAAAAUUGUGUUUCUAUAUAUCGCUCUGCCUAUGUAUGAACAAAAGACUAAGAUGCCAUUUGGAAGGGUUUGGAUUCUGACUUCCCACUGGGAAGUUAGUGCCUUGGAACCUCAAGAAUUAUUUAAAAUCCUAAAGCCAUUCCAUGGUUCUUUGCAUUUCAGGGACCAUACCCAUGACAUCUCAGAGUUCAGACAUUUCCUUUUGUCUUUAGACCCCAUGAACCACCAAGGAGAUGUCUUUCUCCGUCUAUGGUGGGAAACCAUUUUUGACUGCAAGAUCUCUAAAUCAGGAGAGAUCCCUCAGAAGAAGACAAAACAAUGUACAGGAAAGGAGGAUUUACAGAAUCUGCCAUCUUACAUUUUUGAAGUGAGCAUGAUGGGUAAAAGUUACAACAUCUACAAUGCCAUUUAUGCUGUGGCGCAUGCAUUACAUGCCAUAUGUGGAUCAGGAGCACGACCAGCCAUGAUGAGACUUGGAAAGAAGAUUUCAAAUGUCCAAUCGUGGCAGAUUCUUCCCUAUUUGAAGAAUGUCCAGUUCAACAACAGUGCUGGAGAUGAAAUAGCCUUCUCGGAAAAUGGGCUGAUUUCUGCUCAUUAUGAUCUUCUCAACUGGAUAUUUCUCCCUGAUCUGUCUUUUGUCCCCAUAAAAGUUGGGCAAAUAAAUCCUGAGGCUCCCCCAGGCCAGGAUUUCACCAUCAACUUGGAUGCAAUCAUUUGGGCCACAAAGAAGCAGGUUUGCUGCUACCAAUGCGCCCCUUGUCCAGAAGGGACCAUUUCUAAUCAAACAGAUGUAGUUCACUGUGACCCUUGCCCAGAAGACCAAUAUCCAAACAAGGAGAAGGACCACUGCAUUGCCAGAAAGAUCCAGUUCCUUGCCUAUCAAGACACCCUGGGAUACACUUUAGCUUCUCUCACUCUGUCUCUGUCCAUAAUCACAUUGGCAGUCCUAGCAAUUUUCCUUAAGCAUCGUGACACACCGAUCGUCAAGGCCAACAACAGAGAUCUCACCUACAUCCUCCUGGUCUCCCUCCUGCUCUGCUUUCUCUGCUCGUUCCUUUUCAUUGGUCAACCAGGAAAGUUCACCUGUCUCUUCCGACAAUCUGCCUUUGCUAUUCUCUUUUCUCUUGCAGUUUCCUCUGUGUUGGCAAAAACUGUCAUAGUGAUUCUGGCCUUCAUGGCCACCAAGCCAGGGAACAAAGCAAGAAAGUUCUUAGGAAAACUACUGACCAAUUCCAUUGUCUUAACCUGUCCCCUGGUCCAAGCACUUCUUUGUGCCACCUGGCUGGUGACCUCUCCCCCAUUUCCCAACUGGGACUUCCACUCAUUGAGAGAAGAGAUUAUUGUGGAAUGUAAUGAAGGUUCAGUUUCAAUGUUUUACUCUGUCCUUGCCUAUAUGGGUUUCCUGGCCCUCGUCAGUUUCACAAUGGCAUUCCUAGCUAGAAAAUUGCCCAACAGUUUUAAUGAAGCCAAGUUCAUUACUUUUAGUAUGCUGGUCUUUUGCAGUGUUUGGAUCACCUUCCUCCCUACCUACCUUAGCACUAAAGGGAAGUCCAUGGUGGCUGUGGAGAUUUUCUCCAUCUUAGCUUCUGGGGCUGGUCUCUUGGUUUGUAUCUUCCUUCCCAAAUGCUACAUUAUCCUACUAAGGCCCCACCUUAAUUGUAAAGAAAAUAUGAUAAGAAACAAGAAUUUCUAA